UUCAAAAGACAUCCGCACGAGUGUUAUCACAUGAAAAUUCAACAUGGCUGUCAAAGAGUUGAUUUUUCGAUCGAAAACCAAUAUUUUGCACUUUUUAUGCAUUUAUUGUCUCAUCAGCCAAGUUACAUGUCAAGAACUGAUUGUAACCCAUGCACCAAAAUAUGUUACAUUCCAACAGCAAGCAGACAACCUACAGACAAGUGAUGUUUCUAAAGUGAUAACACAUACACUUGGUGUUCCAACAGAGGAUGUAAAAUGGUCAGGAGUUACCCAGGGAUCAUUGUUUAACAGACCAAAAGCAAAUGUCCUAAUGACAGUUGUAACAUCAGAAGGAAAGAAACCACUGAGUGUGAAAAAUAUUGCAAAAUAUCCAGUUAAAAGCGACAUUCCCUCAGUAGAUGUGGGUCAGAUGAUGAAUGUUAUACAGGAUACAUUCUUUGAUACCAAUCCUUUGAUGAUUGAUACAGGUGUGGACAAUAAUUUCUUUGAUGUGCAUACAGAUUUUGAUGUUUUCCGUAAGUUACCAGAUACAAUGAGAAGAAUGGCUGACAGACUAUUAGACUCUGAUUCUGUGCUGAAUCAGCAUACAGUAGGAACUUUGAAUAGCAGUCAUCCAACAGACCUGAAAUUAAUGGGAGAACUUCAGAUGGUUCAAGAUGUUGUUAAUACGAUAUCAGACAAACCAGAGAUGAUGUCCACAAAGUCUCCAGAUCUAUUCUCAUUUACUGUGACAGGGUUACGUGACAUCAUGGACAAACAUGGUAGCCAAUCAACACAAGCAGCUGAUGCUAGUGACCUUGUGAAUAAUUUCAUAAAUAAGAUGACUGAAGAUUUUAAAAAGUUAUAUAAAGAUAACGUAAUGAUAGAAGUUUUGACUAUUGUACCAGAGAAAGCAGGAUAUGUCCGCAAAGUUAGGAGUUUAAAAGCUGACCCCACACCAACACCAGGACCUGAUAAUUCUAUGAAAGAACUAAAUUUAUCCAAAGACUAUGAUGAAGAUUAUCCAGCCAUUUUCAACAUUAUAUUGUGGUUUAUGAUUAUCCUUGCUAUUGUUUUAUUUGGUGUUAGCUAUGGUAUGUGGCACAUGGACCCAGGAAGGGAUAGUAUUAUAUAUAGAAUGACAACAACAAGACUAAAGAAAGAUUAAUUACAAAUAGAAUGAAAAAUAUUUAAUUACAACUUGACUGAAAAAAAAAUUAAUUACAACCAGACUUUAGCAUGUUUAGAACUAUUCACUUGACUGAAGAUUUCGUUUCAUAGCACUUAAUGUACUAAUUGUUUUAUGACAGUAAAUGCUAGUCACACAAAUUGAUGUGUUUACUUAUAUAUGUAAUUAGGCAAGUGUAAGUGUCAUUCAUUUGUGGUAAACUUAUCAAUUUGUUGUCAGUUAUAUCUGGAAUUGAGUGUGACAGAUGAUAGACAGUGUUUAUGAGUAUGUGUAUAGAUAUUAGAGUCCCAAGUUUAUUAUAUAGACUUAAUAAUUAGAUUGCACAUAUGUACCUGAAAUUAAGUGUAAUAGAUGUAAAGUUACUUACAGAUGUCAAGUUUGUAGAAGACAUUGGUUUGCUAGCACAGGUGUACAUGAUAUUGAGUUUGAGAGAUUGUGAGUUCUUAGUAUGCUAAAUGUAUAAUGAUGGUAAAAAAUGAGUAUAAAAGUAUAAAAAAAAGAAAAGGGUGACAUAAGAUAGCUCUAAUGAUUUCUUUUUAUACAACAUUUAUUGUGUUGAUGGUAUAUUUAUUGGUGAAACACAGUGUAUAUUUAUAUACAGUAAAACAUGUAUUUUGCAUUUAACAUAAAUGACAUUGCUAUUUAACCAGAAUUGAUUUAUUCCGUGAAGUUUUCUUGUUAAUUUACUAUGCGAUAUAUUGGGAAGUAGAGUGAACAUAUAUAGACAUUUAGUACUGAGAUAAUAACAUUCCUUAGUAGUUGGGUGUGUGUGUGUGUGUGUUUGUGUGAGUUGAUGAUUUAUGUAAAGGUAAGGAAGGAUGUAAAUGGUGUUUUUUAUUAAUAUAUAUAUAUUAGAUAAACUAUUAAAGUGUAUUAUUUUUUAAUUAUGAAUAAUUUAUGCAUGGAGAUGUAUCAAUGAUUUAAUUGUUUUUUUUGUGCUAUGUUGUACAGAUAAAUAUGUUCUCAAAACCUUUGCACUUACUCUCCUUAUAUGUAUUGAUCCUUGCAUCAUUUUUUUGGAUGACUGGAUUUAAUGCUGUGCUAUCAUUUAUCUUUAUAAUAACUGAUGUAUUUACCAUUACUUUUUAUAAGCUUCUGAAUGUUUUUCUCACUCUGCAGAUAGCUAACAAUUGGUUAGUUGCACUGAUACACCAAGAUAUUUCUGUCUCCAUAAACCUCCUGCAUGAUCGUUUCGAAUCCAUUACAAUAAAGGACAGAAUCAGAUAAUAACAAUACUUGACAGUUUUACUUGCCUAAGAUUUACCAAUACUUGACAGUUUUACUUGCCUAAGAUUUAACACUACUUGACAGUUUUACUUGCCUAAGAUUUAACAAUACUUGACAGUUUUACUUGCCUAAGUUGCCUAAUUGCAUUUCACUUUUGUGGUUUUUUCAUUCUAAAUACAUUUUGUUGAUGUCCAUCUUUUAAUCUGAACCCUACUUUUAAAUUUAUUUUAAAGGUCACAGAGGGCUGCCUCUUUCAGCAAGUCAGUAUAAAAUAGUUAUCAAUAUAAAUAAAUUUUAUUUUACUAUUAAUUAUUUGGGUGUUUUUCUGACCUUUUGACGUAUACCACAUAUCUCAUGAAAAUGUAAAAAGAUACAUUACUUAAGCUUGUAGCAUGUUUAAUAUUAAUAUGUUAUUUUCUUUCAAUUCUUGUUAGUCAUGCAAACAUAGAACCAUCUGUUCAAAUAAUUUAUGUAACAAUUAGCUUUGUCAGGAACCUCUAUCUUCCAGACUAAAUAUGAAUUACACAAAAAGGAUACAUGUACCAGAAAUUAUUUAAAAUAUUGAACAGUGCAACAGACAACAUCACCCACCAAUACCAGAUUCCUCUAAUUAAAAAGACAUGAUAACAUUCCUUGUUAUAAAGUAUUCCUUCACUAUUGGAUGACAUUUAUGGUUUUGGUUAACUGACCAUGAUUUAUUGAAGUGAAUUUAUAUUAUAACUUAUUUCAGAAUAGGUUCAGUUUUAGAUAAAAUGAUAAUGUUCCGUAAUAUUUACCGACAUCAAUCUAUCAUUUAACUGUUACAGAAUGAAAGUUGAUUUGUCAAUGGAGAUCCAAAAAGAGUAAUUUCCAAUUAUAGCUCUAAAAUAAAUGAUUGAUGGUUUCAUGCUGAUAUUAAAUUAUAAUACUGUUGUCUCUGUAAACAAUCAUGAUUCCAAAGCUUGUGAUCUUUAUGAUAUUUGUAAUUAUAUAUGAACUAUGUUGUUGGUAAUAAACAAGAUCAAACUAA
Molecule: messenger RNA, 3404 nt
Organism: Mytilus californianus (California mussel)
Lineage: Eukaryota; Metazoa; Mollusca; Bivalvia; Mytilida; Mytilidae
Product: renin receptor-like
Exons: 8
Coding region: 44-1147 (367 amino acids)
Biological process (GO): positive regulation of Wnt signaling pathway
Cellular component (GO): external side of plasma membrane; membrane
Molecular function (GO): signaling receptor activity
Source: RefSeq, a predicted model, not a curated record